Molecule: messenger RNA, 748 nt
Organism: Chenopodium quinoa (quinoa)
Lineage: Eukaryota; Viridiplantae; Streptophyta; Magnoliopsida; Caryophyllales; Amaranthaceae
Product: ruvB-like helicase 1
Exons: 4
Coding region: 1-636 (211 amino acids)
Source: RefSeq, a predicted model, not a curated record
AUGGUAUCAGUUCCAAAGAAAGAUGGAAGGGUAAGACUGUGUGUCGACUAUAGAGAUCUAAAUAUGGUAAGCCCAAAGGACGACUUCCCUUUACCACACAUCGACAUUUCGGUAGAUAACACAGCAAAUCAUGCGCUUCUCUCGUUUAUUGAUGGAUACGCAGGGUACAACAAGAUUCUCAUGGCCAAGCAAGAUAUGGAAAAAACUACGUUCCUAAUGCCAUGGGGCACUUAUUGUUACACGCUAAUACCAUUCGGGUUGAAAAACGCAGGCUUUUCCAUUCUCCAACUCGCUAGAUCUAGCUUAGUCAACCCAGCUUUCCUCUUUGCAAAAGAAAUAAAAUCAAAUCAAAUUGAAUUUCGUCAGUCCAAGCAAUUGAAGCGUUCCAUUGAAGCGCACUUGACGUUCUCCAUUGAAGCAGCUUCUGAAGUGACUAAGCUCUCCCUUGAAGAAACUGAGAGUGUGACUGCUGACCAUGGUGAGAGCAUUAGUCAUGUAACUUUUGGGCUAAGAACUAGAUCAGGAACCAAGCAAUUGAAGCUGGAUCCGAAUAUCUACUUUGCUUUGAUAAAGGAAAAGGUUUUGAUGGAGUGGAGAUCCAUGGAGCCCAUGGCUACCUCAUUGACCAAUUCCUAAAAGAUGGCUGUACAAAAUUUAAGCUUCAUCAAGACAGUAUACAACUCUACAAGAUUUUUCAAGUUCUUAGUCUACUAUAUGGAAUAUAAAACUUGUUUAAAUUUUCAUGUUG